Molecule: messenger RNA, 3971 nt
Organism: Tympanuchus pallidicinctus (lesser prairie-chicken)
Lineage: Eukaryota; Metazoa; Chordata; Aves; Galliformes; Phasianidae
Gene: CCDC73
Product: coiled-coil domain containing 73
Exons: 19
Coding region: 1-3483 (1160 amino acids)
Source: RefSeq, a predicted model, not a curated record
AUGGCUUUAACAAGUAGUUUUACUAUUUGCAAAAUGUAUUUAUUUGCAUUUUUCUUAUCGUUUGAAUAUCCUCUUCAAGAUCAACCAAAAAGAAAAUGUACAUUUUUCCAUAGCAGACAAGCCCUAAGAAUGGAUGAAGACCUUAAAAUGCAGCCGCUUGACUCCACUAUUCAGAGUCCAUCAGAGACAUUGCUCUCCAUUCGUCUCUUGGACUUCAAAACAAGUUUAUUGGAGACUAUAGAAGAACUGCGGAUAAGGAGGGAAACGGAGAUCAAUUAUGAAGAUCAAUUAAGUAAAAUUGUUGUGGAGAAACAAGAACUCGAGUGGCAGAAGGUAACUUUUAUGGUGUUAAUAUUGAAGCAAUGGAACACAAGGAAACUUGACACAGUAACAUGGGGGAAGCUACAUAGUAACAGCUGUGUACUGUGCCUGGCUUUGGAAACUCUGCAGCAUCAGACAGACACGUUACAGCAACAACACAAAGAAGCUAUGGCAGCUUUUAAGAAGCAGUUACAGGCAAGGAUGUUUGCCAUGGAAGAAGAAAAGGGAAGAUAUCAACUUGCUGUGGAAAUAAAAGAAAAAGAAAUCAAUGGAUUGAAAGAAACAUUAAAAGAAUUACAGAUUUCCAAAUACACGUUACAAAAGAAAGUGAAUGAAAUGGAGCAGAAAUUACAGAUGCACUUAACAGCGAGAGAAGAGCAGCAUAAGAAACUGAAUGAACUUGAGAGGUGUUAUGCUACUAUUGCAUGUCAGUUUGGAAUCGUUAAAGGUGUUCAUGGAAAAUUAGAGCACAGUGUACAGGAAGCAAUACAGCUCAAUAAGAAACUAACAUCAGUGAACAAAAGACAAGAGACUGAAAUAAGUAAUCUGAAGGAAGAACUGAAGAAAGUAACUGCAGACUUGAUAAGGUCCAAGGUCACAUCUCAGAACAGGGUGGGAGAAGAAAACAUCAAUCUUGCAGCAAAGGAAAAACAGUUUCAAGAACUGCAACAAAAAAUCAGAAUGGAGGCAGCAAUCAGUAAAAGAGUUCAAGAAGAAAACGCUUACAUUAAAGAAGAGAAGCUAGAAAUUCUCAGCUCUCUACAACGUGUGCAGAAGCAGCUUCAGCAAGUAACUCAAAUGAAUGUUAAAAUGGAAAGUGAAUUAAAUGCACUGAGAGAAGAAUAUCAGACACUUGAAAGAGAUAAUGAGCUGCAAAGGAAGAAGGCAAAGGAAAAUGAAGAAAAGUUCCUUAAUCUUCAGAAUGAGCAUGAGAAAGCACUGAGAAUUUGGAAAAAAGAUGAGGAAGAUUUGAGAAGAGAGAGAGAUACCAUUAGAAAUGAGCUAAAUACCCUUAAAGAGGUCUGGGGACAUCCUGAUGAUUGCUAUCCUCCUCAGGGAAACCAGCGUUCUGAGCAAGUAGAAAAUCUGCAGAUCUGUUCAACAGUUCAUCCUAUAACAAGAAAUAGUGGUCAAGAACAAUCAAAAGACAGUGAAAUACAGACUAUUCAGAAAGAAAAUGAUUGUAUGCCAUUUAUACUAAGAAAAGAUAAUAACUUUGGACAUGAAGAUGAAACUGAAGUAAAAAACGCGGUGAACUUCUCCUUAAGCACUGAAGAGUUCCAGAUAGAACAAAAGUUACAAGUUCUUGACAGCAGUUCUAAGGAUGGAAUCAAUGCAGCUAGCCCUCUGGAAGGGAAGCAGAGGGAAGCUUCUCCCAGGAAUACCCUCUGCACAGAUACUGAUUUGAUUACCCCAGGACAGGACUCAGAAAUGCAUGUCACUGAAUGUAAAGAAGCAGAAAGCCUAGGAACAACAUGUGGAGUGCUGCUGGAGGGAAACAGUGCGAAUUUACAACAAAAGCUACAGGACAGCACUGGUCCAGCAGCAGCGCAUCACCCAGAAACAAGCAAGGUUCUUUUAGAUGCUACUGACAGAGUAAUUGUCUGUGAGAAAAAUGUAAUUCAAGAGAUGAACUCUAGUAACCAAGAACUGUGCAACACUACAGGUGAAUCAGUUUGUACUAAGGCAGACAAAAAGUCAAGUUUCAUAGAACUCAACAGCGGUGUUCUUACAACCGAAGCAUCCAAAAAAGAGUGUGAAGCAGCUGUCUGCACUGAGAAGAGUGCCGUGUGUGAAGGAAAUGCAGGUAAUCAUCAAGUGAAUGAAUUCUAUUUUGGCAUCCUAUCUUAUGCUAAAGAAAAUUAUCAGACAGAAUACCAGAAAUGUAACUUGCUGAACAGUGACAACGAUGUGGAUAACAGAUCGUGUAAGAUAGAAAAAAGCUUGUUACAGCUGAGUGGUUUACCUAGAGAUAAAUUUUCUUUUAAACAGAUGCUUGUAGAUGCUGAGGUCAAAAGUUACAAUGAUAAUGCUGCAAACAGCAACAGAAGUAGUACACCAAGGCAUACUGGUUUUCCAGCAGUGGAUGCUCAAAAUUUACUAGCCAUUAAUCGUGAUAAUGCAAGUACUGAUCAAGCUGCAAAAGAGCAUAGUAAUAACAUGCCUCUUACAGGUACUUACAGUGUAUGCCCUCCAAAAAUGAAUAAAGGAAUAAAUGUGGGAGAUGUGCACGGCAAACAACCUGAACAUGACAGCACUGAGCAAUCAGGAGGUGACAGAAGUACCUUGGAUGCUGAAGCCGUGACUCCAGUGAAGGCAGAUGAUUUUGGCACAACUGUUCAAAAUGGAAUUGGUGCCGAUAAACUUAAUGAAGAAAUUCAGAAACAGUCCAUCAAAAAUGGAUGUUGCCUGGACGUUAAUGACAAUUCAAUAAAUAACACUGUGUUAAAACAGAAGAAAGACUCGCUGCACAGUACAGUCCCAGGAAGGAAGUCUGCUGAGGGUCACCUGAAAGAGUUGUGCUCUUUAUCCAUGAGAACAUCUGGAAAUGUAGUAAAUGUAAGUGGAAGGUCAUCCUUUGAUCUUUCAACUUCAGAUAAAAAAGCUGAGAAAACCUCAGUAUGCUUCAAAUUUCUAGAGCUCAGCUCUUGUUCAAGAGUAAAUCAAAUGAGAAGUCAGGCUACGUGGACUUCAUCAUCCCAAGAACCUUCUGUUUCGAAGGAGAAACUGCCCUGUCUAGUGGAAAACAAAAAGGUGAUCUCAAGAGCAUUUCAGAACAUCGGUGAGAAUGUUGGCAGGAAAGAAACAGGUCCAGGUUCUACCAGUUCUAACGGAGCCGCUGACACUUGGAAUACCUCUGGUAUCCACCGGGACCCCCAGGGAGACCCUACUGAAGAAUGGAAUGCUAUGCCAAAGACUUUUUAUGAUUCUUCUUUUCCCACAGAACAUGUGAAAGAAGGAUUUACUGCUUUGAAUGAGCAGAAGUCAUCUCCCGUGACUGUAACUCCAGCACAAAGUGGAAGAACGCUGGGAGAGGAGGACAGAUGUCCUACUCAUAAUUCCACUGUACAAAAUCAAACAGAAGAAAUUGAGAAAUUCAUCAAUUUGGAAGGGCUUUGCUCAUCAAGAAAAAGAAAAUAUGAAGACAGUAAAAAGCAGUAGUAGGAGAUGGAUAAACCACUUCUAUAAGCCAAGUUGGUAGAGCUAUUCCUAUGUAGUGUAUAUUCAUGUACUUCCACGCUUACUACAGGCUAAACACUGUUUGUUUAAAAAUAGAUGCAACUCUAAUUAAUCUGUUUCUACAAUCAAAUGCAAGCAAGUUGUUAUGAAUUUGGCCUGAAGUUAAAAGUUCACAAGUUAGAUGUUGUAAUGAGACUUUACGCAGUGUUAAACCAGUGCCCAGAUCUUCUAGUCUGUGUUGACAGUCUGCUCUGUUUUUGAACACUGCUGCAAAGCAUAAUUGUUCUUAUGGACUCGUGCCACUUAAGGUUUGCUGUAGUAGGUUCUGUGAAAACAAUGCCUCUUUCCCCACUCAAACUGGGGUAUGACUUACAAAGUCUCACUUCUGGUUCAUGUUCCUCCUCCUCCAGGAUAACAGUAACCUCUCACUUCAGUUACUUACACCAUCACUUUCCUCACCUCCCUCCCGC